AUGGCUACACUUAACGAUUAUCCCAACAUUGCACAGUCAUUAAACACUGCCAGUACAAAGCAUAUCAAGCUUUUACAUCGUUUAGUUUUUGGCUCAGAUGGUGAUAAUGAUGUUGAUCAAGAUGACGUUGCUGUUGUUGAUGAAGAUCAUGUCAAUGAAGAUGAUGUUGAUGACAACGAAGAUCAUGAUGAUGAUGACAGUCAUAAAGCUAAUGAUGAUGAUGAUGAUGUCGAUAAUGAUCCAAACGUGCAGAAUACUGAAGAAACUGUGAAAAAUAAACUGAAUCAGUUUGAACAAGCAUGUGCUGAUCAAGCAAACAAGAAAACACCUGCUAAAAGUGCAGAAACUCCCAAAGAACAGAAGGCCUGGAAGUAUAAACGAAGAAAAUUUAAACGAACUUCAAAGACAAUGAAAUUGCUAACACAGCAUGAUGAUGAAAAAGCUGCAUUAUGCAUUGAAGCUCAACGAAACCUCCUCCGUUUACAUCAAGCACAUAUACGACAGUAUAAGAAACGUCGCAAACCUGCCCGCAAAUAUAAACUUGGACACCAAAUGCCAAUCCGAACUGAAACUUCGACUUAA
This is a messenger RNA of Stegodyphus dumicola, 582 nucleotides long. Its product is annotated as ribosomal RNA processing protein 36 homolog. The record is from RefSeq and is a predicted model, not a curated record. Lineage: Eukaryota; Metazoa; Arthropoda; Arachnida; Araneae; Eresidae.